Messenger RNA from Heterobilharzia americana, 4841 nucleotides. Lineage: Eukaryota; Metazoa; Platyhelminthes; Trematoda; Strigeidida; Schistosomatidae. The record is from the annotation of a GenBank genome assembly.
AAUUUUAACAUACGGUAAGUACUACACCUCUACUAUUACUACUACAAUUACUUCUCAUUAAUAUGAUGAAUAUUUUCAUGAAUGUAGUAUCACAAAUUCAUAAAUUAAAACAUGCGAGAUUUUUAUAAAAUAACCGUUCAUAUGGAAUAUACUAUUAUGCUUCAUAUUACCAAUUAUAUACCAAGAGGGGAUAAUAAAAUGAAUAACAUGUAUGCCAAGAGAUGAAGUUAUGACUUUUAAACAUUUGAAUAGACGCGGGAGAAAAAAAAAGUUUAAUUUAAACAAACGUCAUUGUUGAAGGCAAAUGUGAAUCACUUCAAGAUGUCCCCAAUGAAUCAGAGUAUGAAUCAAAGUAUGGAAUUAUUAUUAUUAUUUUCAAUGCCUAUUGAAAAUACUAUGAUUAUAAUCGGUGUUCUUUUAACCAGUAUUUCUAUUGGUACAGUAUUGGGUAAUCUAUUAGUUGUUUUAGCGAUUGGUUUAGUAAAGAAAUUGCGUACACCGAGUAAUUUUUUAAUUGUUAGCUUAGCAAUUAGUGAUCUACUUGUCGGUUUAUUAGUUCUACCUUUUGCUACAUUACGUGAAUUGCAUAGAUAUUGGCCAUUAGGUGAAGGUAUGUGUGAUAUGUUCAUUUCAUUCGAUGUUUUAAUGUGUACAGCGUCAAUUUUAAAUUUAUGCGCUAUAUCAAUUGAUCGAUAUUUAGCAAUUACUCGACCAUUACAAUAUGCUGCAAAACGUACACCAAAACGUAUGAUGUUAAUGAUAUUAUUAGUAUGGUUAUUAUCAGCAUUAAUAAGUAUUCCACCAAUGUUUGGCUUUAAAGAGACAUUUAUUCCUGGUAUAUGUGAGUAUAGUUCAAAUAUGAUUUAUCAAGUUUAUGCUACUUGGGGUGCAUUUUAUAUUCCAUUAAUUGUUAUGCUUAUAUUAUAUGGACGUAUAUUAAUGUUGGCGCGUAAUAUGGCACGAGCAGAUGCUAAACAAAAACUUGUCACUGAAUCCAUUACAAAAUCAUCAACAUUCAGUUAUACACAAUAUAAUGUUAAUACUUCAGUUGAAAGUGAAUACAAUAAUAAUAAUAAUAAUAAUAAUAAUAAUAAUAAUAAUAAUAAUAAUGAACCAUUGAAAAUUGAACACUAUGAAAAAUCACAACACUCUACAACAGGAAAUAAAUCGGUUGGAUCAUUACCUCAACAAACUGAACAAUUCAGUAAUGGUAUCCAGAUAAAAGAGAGAUAUCCUUUACCACCAUCAGAGUUAUGCCGACGUCGUAAACCACGUCCAUUAAGAAGACUUAGUUAUGAUGAUGAAAUUAAUCAAAAAUCAAUAAAUAUAUUAAAUCAAUAUGUUAAAAAAUCACAUAUUCUAUCUGAAUCAUCAUCAAUGAUGUCAUCUGUUGAACAAUUUCAACAACAUGUUAAAGAAAUACAACAUUUAAGAGCAGAAUUUUUUGAUGCACCAUAUACACGACAUUCAAUUACUAUAAAUUUAAAAAAUCGAUUUCAUGAUCAAAAAAAUAAUGAAGAGAAUUUAACUUUUCAUGAUUAUACUACUACUACUACUACUAGUACUACUAAUGCUGUUGAUAGUAGUAUCUAUCAACCAAUGAGUUAUCUGUCUAAAAAUGACACUUAUCAAUUAACUGAUACAAAUCGAUCAAGAAAUUCUGUAUUUUCACCGCCUUUACUUUCAAUAUCGCAUUAUUUUGAUGAAUCUAGUCAUAUGAAUAGUUUAUCAGAGAUCUCAGAAGUUGUUCCACAUGUGUACUCUAACAAUAUACCUAUUGGUAAUAUGCAUAAUCAAAAUAGUAAUCAUAUUAAUCCAGAGGAUUUAAAUAGGAAUUUCAUGUUACUAUCAGCAUCACAAGAAACGACACCAUUAAUAGUCAAUGAUAUUGGUAAAUUGUCCACAUCAGCAACAACAGUCAGUGGAAGAAGGGAUGUUUACUCUCCACUAUCAUUUCACUGUACACCGACACUACCAUCGACAGUAGCGGAGGCAACAGCAUCAGUAGUAUCAACGCAAUCAUCGAUAACAACAACUACACUAUCAAUGCAUAUACCACGUCCACGACAAAGACCAUUUUAUACACCGAGAAGAUCAUUCACCACCACGAAUGAAUAUCUACAAAGGAAUCGUCCACUUCUUUUAGGUCUACCCGAUUACAGUACUGACAGACGAUGCAGUUCACCGUCAACUUCACAUGGUUUCCCCUGGAAUCAACUGACUAAUCGUAAUAUAAGGAAUAAGGUACAACAGUCACUGGGUCAGAUGACAACCGCACAGACCGAAACCACUACAACUACUAUCACUAAUGAUAAUACUAAUACUACUACUACUAAUAAUAAUAGUAGUAAUGCUAAUCAUAAUAACGUCAUAAAAGCGAACAACAAUUAUCCAACUCAAAAAUUAUAUGAAUCUGAUCAGACGACCAAUUUUAAUAUGACAACACAUCGUGGAAGUCGUACACCCAGUUGGGCAUUUAGUAAAUUACCAGUGAAAAAACGUCAUUCACGUCAUCAAAAUGAAUCAAAAGCGGUUAAGACACUCGGAGUUAUUAUGGGAUGCUUUUGUCUAUGCUGGUUACCAUUCUUUAUUAUCGCUUUGGUUGCUCCAAUCAUCAAAGUGAUAACUGGAAAUGAUCUAGAGGUUCCCGAUGCAGUACGAAGUAUAUUCCUAUGGUUAGGUUAUAUCAAUUCAACUAUCAAUCCAGUUAUCUAUGUGAUAUUCAAUCGUGAUUUUCGACUACCAUUUCGGGAAAUACUUUUAUGCCGAUGUCGUGGUAUAAAUGCACGUUUAAGAUCACAGAAAUAUGCUUUAGAAUAUGGUGUAGCAACUUCAAAUGCAAGUGGAGUUGGUACCGGUGGUGGUGGAGUUGGUGGUGGAUAUAGCAUUUCUGGUCCAUCAAUAACAACUAAUAUGGAGAAUAAUGUGAAUAAUUCAACUGUUGGAAUCGGUGCUAUCGGAACGCGUAGUGGUAGUACUUACUUUCUAAAUAAACGUAAAUCUCAAAUCAAUUCACUUAACAGUAUUGGUAAUAGUAAUAAUAAUAAUAAUAAUAAUAAUACCAGUCAUUAUUUCGAUCGUCUGAGAAGUCAUACUAAUCUCAUUUUUAGGCAGUCAAGUCAAGUAGACAAUUUAAAUUUACCAGCUGGGCGAUAUAAUCGUCGUCAGAGUGGAUCUGUAUCAUUUUAUCGAUGAUAAUUUCUUUUUCCUCUUUUUUGUUCAUUAUAAAUUAACCAGUGAUCAAUCAAUGAUCAAUGUCUUUCAUUUAUUAAAAUUAUUCACAAGAAAGAAAAAUCUACUUGCUUGUCAUUUGAUUAUCAACUAGAUUUAGAAGUAUAUCUGAUUUCUCUUGCUUUAUCCCCCUCUUCUUUUUUUUUGUAGCCUUUUUGUUUAAAUGAAUCAAUUCCAUUUUUUUAAGGUCAUACAUUUGACCUUGAUCAUCUUUGCUUUUCUUCUACAAUGUUUUGGCAUUAGUUUUUCUCUCCUACUUCUAUAUCUUCUACCUCUAGUUCAUUAUUGUCAGCAAAUAUUUUCGUAAAAAAUAGUUUUUUUUAAUUUUUAUUUCUCAGCCAAUUCAAAUGAUGCACACACACACACACACACACAAUGACUCAAUGAUAUAUUCAUUUGUAUAAGACGGUUAGAAGAAAACUGUAUUGUUCACUUAAGACACAUAUGGAAUACGAAUUUAGGUAACUGAUUCAUUAGUUUGAUGAGAUGUAUUCAUGAAUGUUUUGAGUCAUUGGUUCAUUUAUUUAUUGAUUUAUUAGCUGACUACAACAUAUACACUACUAUCAACUAUUAUGUAUAUGUAUCGUUUAUAAUAAUGUUAUUACUUCACAGUGUAAAUGAUGAUGGUGAAGAUAAAGGAAUAGUUCAAUUUGGUCAAUUGCUUCAUCUGACUAUCCUUCUUGAUCAGUAUAAUGAGUGAAAAAAAAGAGGAAAAAUUGUAUUGAACUUUGAAUUCAUCUUGUACUCGUAUUUAUUAUGGCUUACCUAUUCCACUGUGUUACUGCUCAUCACUUUUUCUCCGGUACACUAAUUCAAUUAUUCUUUCAACUGUAGAAAAAGAAAAACUGAAACAUAAUCCAUCUAAAAUGUAUUUUUCAAUUAUAUUUUACAUUCGAUAGCCUAUUAAAUGUGUAAGUAUACUUGUGUAUAAUAAAAGAAAGAGGUUAAAUAGACAAGAGGAUUGUAUGUGAUUAAACGAUACGGUGUACUUUCUUCUUCGUCUUUCUACUGAACAUUUUCAUUUCAUCAUUCAGUUUCAAUAAAUAAACAUACACUUGAUCAUUCACACACACAUUUUCAAAGCAUCGUUCCCUUCUUCUUGUUACUCUGUCUCCCGUGCCCCCUAUUCACCCAACCUUCGAUCAGUGACAACAUAAUAAUCCUUAAGUACAUGAGUUGUAGAUAUUCCUUCAUUAUUGCUUAUCUGGCUAAAUACUCUCGACAAUAUGGAAUGAAAGGUGAUCAUCAUCAGCAUCAUCAUCAUCAUCACUGUAUAUUUCAUUGGAAAGUGUUUACUUCAUUUCUGUUAAUAUAUCGAUGGGAUGAUGUAUGUGCUCAUUUCUUUUCGAUUUAGAUUUUUUUUUCUAUUCUCUGUUUUUGAAUGCUACCUUCACCUUUCUUCAUGCCUUUUCUCUUAUUUGUCUACUUUUCUUCCAUUAUAUUCAUCUCUCCUAUUCUUUUAUUGACUCCAAUUUUAUAUUUAUAAUAAAAAGGCAUCUUUCAUAAAGUAUCAUAUUGAUAAUGCAUAAAGAUUAUACUGAGUACAAUUUUUACCCAUAUCUACGUGAUACGAUGCCAAAAAAGUUAAUCAAUAUAGAUCGGUAAUAGUC